AUGCAUAUCACGAUGGACCUUCACGCCCCACAGAUCCAAGGCUUCUUCGACAUUCCUGUCGACAAUCUUUACGCCGAGCCAGCAGUCCUUAAGUGGAUCAAGGAAAACAUUCCAGAACGGAGGAAUAUCAUCAUCGUCUCCCAUGUUGCCGGUGGUGCUAAAAGAGUGACAUCCAUCGCAGACAGGCUAAAUGUAGAAUUUGCCCUGAUCCACAAGGAAAGGAACAAGGCAAACGAAGUGGCUUCAAUGGUCCUUGUAGAAGAUGUGAAAGACGGGGUUGCUAUACUUGUUGAUGACACGACUGACACGUGCGGCACAAACUGUCAUGCUGCUGAAAAGUUGAUGGCCGCCGGAGCCACUAAAGUGUAAGCUAUACUCAGUCACGGAAUAUUCUCCGGACCUGCUAUAUCAAGAAUAAACACUUCCCGCUUCGAAGCAGACGUGGUUACAAUCACAAUACCACAGGAGGAACAUAUGAAUGAUUGUCCUAAACUUAGGUGUAUUGACGCUUCAAUGAUAUUUGCGGAAACCACCCGACGUACACACAACGGAGAAUCUGUAUCACUGAGAGAAGAACUUUUUUAG
Cimex lectularius (bed bug) is the source of this 585-nucleotide messenger RNA. RefSeq names its product ribose-phosphate pyrophosphokinase 2-like. Gene Ontology annotation, biological process: 5-phosphoribose 1-diphosphate biosynthetic process; purine nucleotide biosynthetic process; ribonucleoside monophosphate biosynthetic process. Gene Ontology annotation, cellular component: cytoplasm; ribose phosphate diphosphokinase complex. The record is from RefSeq and is a predicted model, not a curated record. Gene Ontology annotation, molecular function: magnesium ion binding; ribose phosphate diphosphokinase activity. The transcript is spliced from 2 exons. Lineage: Eukaryota; Metazoa; Arthropoda; Insecta; Hemiptera; Cimicidae.